This is a messenger RNA of Peronospora farinosa, 1812 nucleotides long. Lineage: Eukaryota; Oomycota; Peronosporomycetes; Peronosporales; Peronosporaceae. The record is from the annotation of a GenBank genome assembly.
AUGGUGAUUGAGCUGGAUGAUGAGGAGACGGUGGAUCCUGUAUUGUCACCUCUAGCUCCGGCUUUUGCAAGAACGUCAGGGACUGUUUCUACUGUAAUUGAGCCAAGUGAUACACCUGCUGAACCAGAUAUUGAGCCAGAUCAUGAAAGACUGAAAUUGGUGAAGAACGUGGUGGUGAUCGAGAAAGACAUGGGCAACAGCAGAAAAGAAAGAGGUGAAAACGUCGAGUUGAAGGCGACUAAAACGUCGGGUGGAGACAAUGCUGGCGUCGUGGACGAGUUAACUCCCGAGGAAGCUACAUGCACAGCGUGUAGUACAGUGAUAGGGCAACUCGAUGUGUUGCAACAACAGGUACAUUUGAACGAGUGCAUCGGUGGUCGCGUUACGAUCACGACUGCUAAUGUUGCUGCUCCGUUUACGGCGUCUACGGUCAAGAACGAUGCAAAAACAAAGACUCGGAAACGGGAAAAUGGUGGAAGUGGACCCACACGUACUAAAAAGCCACGAAAGCCAAAAACAUGUGAUAACGAUGAUUCCAUUGCAGCUGUUCCGAAGACCAAAAGGACGAGAAAGCGGAAGCGAGUCGAUACAGGCGGAGACAUCGUGCUAGCACUGGCAUUAACAGACGCCUCGAAGAUAGAUAAGGAGCAGCAGACAGACUUGCAACUUGCAGGGACGAGGAAAAAAAUUGAAGAGCUUGACGAACAAAUGGCGAAGCUGGCGAAGCGGCGCGUUAAUCUUGUAAAAACGCUGAGCAGACUAGAGAAAACAAAGGAGAAGCUACGAACAUCGCAAGUAUUACCUCCAGCAAAGGUGCUUAAGCUUCUGGAUCUAAAAACUGCUUUGAAUGUCAUUUUUCCAAACAACCGCCAGGUGCAUCCGUGGGAUCAGCGUGUAUACACAAAACAAACGGAGCGCAGUUCUGUCGUAGCAAUGCGAUAUACGCCAUUGAGGUGGAGUGAAAGUAGCAAAAAUGUCGAUUGUGACGAAUCGAAGCAUGCUGAAUUGGCGGCAGUGGCCGCCAUUUCUAUGUGGAAACGCGCUUCGCAGCAGCUUUUUGGGCUACAGCGUGAUUCGCUAUUGUACCGUAACAGCGUUCUGCGGGCAUUUCUUGGAGGUGAUGAGAAUGCUGAAUGUGGUGGCAUCGAUACGGAUGGCAGCGUCGAUAUGGAAAAUAGCCAUAACGUCGACAAUGAAGACACUGAUACCAAUUUUGAACGCGAAGCAGAAUACGAAGGAAAGUCUGAGCUUGUACCCGUGCUUUCUGAUUACACAAUGGACUGGACACGAACCUACUCGGAAGUUCCGGACGUCGUGAAGCAAGUGUUCCCAAAUUGGCAGCGCGAUUUAGAGUUUCUCCGUGAUCAGCCUGCGGAGGAGAUUAAGAUGGCUCUUAAUGCUAUGAACGAUGCCCAAGCGGAAGCUGAUGCCAUGGUUAUUGACAAUAACGAGCAGCACGAUAGGGAAGGCUGUAGUGCAAGGAUGAGCCCUAGACACGUUACUACAGGAUCUGAUACACUAUCAGGUCGAGAAGAACAGCGGCUUGCCUGUAAGUUCAUGGCGCAAGUGAUGAAGCAACUGAUUGUCGAAAAGAGGCAGCGUCCCUGUAACGAUGAAGCAAUGCAGCAGCAACAGACUGGAAUGAAUCUGGUUGGUUCUGAGGCGGAGGAGUGUCAACAACUCGAGCUGCAGUCCGUCAUUGAUGUCAGUGAGAACGAGGUGGACGAGGAGCUGUACAAUCGAUCCCGUCAGGAGCAGCUACCAAAGGCUGUUCCAGCAAAUGGGGAUGAUAUUGAUCAAUGCGACGCGUGA